CUUCGAGAGAGUCUUAACGGAUACAUAUAUAUCGCGUUCGCCGAAUUGUUUUCUUUGGAUACCAUAUUGGAUAAAAGUGCGGACGAACAAAAUUACAAGACGAUGUAUACUGACGGUCUCCUAACACUCCAUUAUGGGAAGCAUCCAGCGACCUUGGCCGCGGAGGUCGGAGCCUGGUACUCCGGGGACCGUCACGUGGACGUGACGUUGGCUUGCGACGACGGGUCCGUCGUAAAGGCCCACCGCGUAGUUUUAGCAGCAGCUAGUCCUCUAUUGGCUGGUCUACUCCGUAACCCGGCCUUGGACCAUGUGGUACACUUGUCCGGGGUUCGGAAAACCCAGCUGACUCAUCUGCUGGAAUUUCUCUAUAACGGAGAAGCCCUUAUACCGUCGACGGAACUCACACCGUUAAGGGAACUAUUCGAACUCCUUCAAAUCAAGUCAGAGUUAUUCGAGCCGAAUCAACCACAGACCUCAAGCAACUCCGACCCCGAAAGGAUACCCACACCUCAGCCCUCCGAAGGCCAAGAGAGCUCGAGCUACGAGUCCCAGUACGACGGCAGGCAAUCGAACAAUCCCGCGGACUGUUGCUCGGUGCUGAUAAAAACCGAGGGCUGCGAGGAGGAACCGGAAGUCGACGUGGAAGGGAUCGAGGGGGAAGCGUUGCUCACGGAGAACAGGGAGGGCAGUAUAGAACCGCCACGAAGGAGGGACAGCUCUGAUCCUGUGAACCUCAGUUUAAAUUCCGGGACAUCCACUACCAGCGAAAGCUCGCACGACAUCGUGCCUAGCAGGCCGGAAAAACAAUUACUGGAAAGGCGAGAAUCUCUGGAGGAGGCGGAAGAAAGAAGAAGACAAUUAGCGGCUCGGCUCGCGUUAGGAUUAGAACCGGGAAAACGGAAACCAGAGGAAAUACCUAUCCCACCUGCGGAGGCGUACGUUGUCACGCCCCAUCGGAAACGAAGGCCGGGCUUUCACAAUGCACCAGCUCAGAAUCCGGCUUUUGUACCAUUUAAUCCUGGAUUCGAGACGCCGAGGCGGUUGCAAGCGCCACAUCCUCUCAGCGUUUCGGCACCACCGUACCUGCAGGACAGGUCAGUGACACCACCAGGAGCAUCGCAUCGUCCACCGAGCGCGGAUCCGGCGUCGGCGGCGGGCCUCGAACCACCAUGGGGUUCGUGGGCGCUGCCCCCCGCGAGGGCGCCACCCCCACCACCGACGGACGACCCGCCGAAAUCUACCCCUGUGCGCGAGUAUCGGUGUAGUUAUUGUGGCAAACAGUUCGGGAUGUCCUGGAACCUGAAGACACAUCUGCGAGUGCACACUGGUGAAAAACCGUUCGCGUGUAGACUAUGCGUGGCUAUGUUCAAGCAGAAAGCCCAUCUGCUGAAGCACCUUUGUUCGGUCCACAGAGGCGUGAUAGCGGCGCCCGACAACACGUUCACCUGUUGUUUCUGUUCGUUGAGCUUCGACAGCCUCCAAGAGCUGAUCAGGCAUCUAUCGGGGCCGCAUAAUAAUCUGCUGCUCAGCAAGAAUCUGCACGACUAG
This is a messenger RNA of Dufourea novaeangliae, 1548 nucleotides long. RefSeq names its product transcription factor Ken 2-like (gene ken). The transcript has 6 exons. Gene Ontology annotation, biological process: regulation of transcription by RNA polymerase II. Gene Ontology annotation, cellular component: nucleus. Gene Ontology annotation, molecular function: protein binding; RNA polymerase II cis-regulatory region sequence-specific DNA binding; DNA-binding transcription factor activity. The record is from RefSeq and is a predicted model, not a curated record. Bases 103 to 1548 code for a protein of 481 amino acids. NCBI's taxonomy places the organism in Eukaryota, Metazoa, Arthropoda, Insecta, Hymenoptera, Halictidae.